AUGGCGAACCUUGACUCCAUUCACCUUCUUUCGGAGGCCGCAUAUGGAUGUGAACAUUUGGCUACCCUCUUGAAGAAUGGCCAGACAGCAGGCCAGUUCAAAAUUAGCUUUCGCAAGAUGUAUGAGGCGCUGGCUCCCUACACCAAGCCUGAGCCAGUGGCGGUACAGACUACCGGCUUGCGCACUGUAUCUUCGCUGAAGCCCAAGUAUCAUUGUGUCUCUUGUCCCGAAGUCUGCCUGAACACUGAAAGAAAGGCACAUACUAAGAAGACCGGUCAUGUUUUUUACAUGGAGUCACGAAACCGUUUCCUCUUUUGCGAGAAUUGUGCGGACCUUGUCUAUGAUCAUGGCCUGGAAAGACUCUGUGGACCUCAGGCUAAGUUUGAAUACGGCAAAGGUGCUGCAUGGGUCACUGACGCAGCCUCUGAGGCUUAUGUUAAGAACAACGCUUACAAAAACCCUUGCUCCCGUCGUGGUGCCCGUGGAGUUUGGAAUAUGGGACAAACAUGCUAUCAAUCCGUAAUUCUUCAAGCCUUGCUGCAUGACCCAACCCUCAAUGCCUACUUCCUUGCUGGCGGACACGAUAUCCACACUUGCGAACGGAGCUUUUGCAUGGCCUGUGCCGCCACUGAAGUGUUUAUGGAAUUCAACAGCGGCGAAAAGACCGACGCCGUAUCGGCAGCUACUUUGCUCUACCACGGCUGGGAUGCGUCUCGGGAUAUGGCCGGAUACCGUCAGCAGGAUGCCCACGAAUACUUUCAAUUCCUAGUGAAUUCCCUCCAUGCGGCUACACCAGGACACUCCGAAAGUCAUGGUAAAAAAUGUCGCUGUUUCUUCCACCGUACCUUCUAUGGUGAGCUCCAAAGCAGUGUCAUGUGCCACAAGUGCGGCAAGACCACUCAGACCUUAGAUCCAAUGGCCGACCUGAGCCUUGAUGUGCAGCUGCAAACCAAGAAACGCAAGCUGGCUUCCCGAGCUAGCUCCACCCCAGCCACAUUGACUGGUUGUUUGGACAAUUUCACCGCCAUCGAGGACCUGUCUGCCGAUGCCUCCUAUCACUGUGAAAAGUGUGGUAACACCCCUCAGCGCGCAUCGAAGCGGCUGCAGAUCCGCAAGCUGCCUUCCAUUCUUUGCAUGCAUCUCAAGCGUUACGAGCAUAAAUCAGCUUCCUCUGAGAAGAUGCACGGCCACAUUGACUUCCCCCUCACUCUGAACAUGCUCCCUUACACUGUAAAGAAGGACAAGGAACGUGUCGAUACAUCCCGGUACAUCUAUGACCUGUCGACGGUCGUAGUCCACCAAGGUAGCAUGGAAUCCGGACACUACUACGCGUACACCCGCGUGGCAGGUGAUAAGUGGGUGUUGAUGGAUGACAACAAAGUCACCGUUGCCAGUGUGGCGGAGGUCCUGCGACAGGACGCCUACCUACUGUUCUACGGGAUCCGGACUAUCGGGUCCGAGAAGACCUAG
Messenger RNA from Penicillium odoratum, 1470 nucleotides. RefSeq lists its product as uncharacterized. Gene Ontology annotation, biological process: protein deubiquitination. The record is from RefSeq and is a predicted model, not a curated record. The transcript has 7 exons. Gene Ontology annotation, molecular function: cysteine-type deubiquitinase activity. Bases 1 to 1470 code for a protein of 489 amino acids. NCBI's taxonomy places the organism in Eukaryota, Fungi, Ascomycota, Eurotiomycetes, Eurotiales, Aspergillaceae.